Messenger RNA from Nicrophorus vespilloides, 1509 nucleotides. RefSeq lists its product as uncharacterized. Lineage: Eukaryota; Metazoa; Arthropoda; Insecta; Coleoptera; Silphidae. Bases 199 to 1509 code for a protein of 436 amino acids. The record is from RefSeq and is a predicted model, not a curated record. The transcript has 6 exons.
AUGCAAUCAAAAAGUUUUGCCAGUUCGAUCAUUAGUGCUUGUGUGUGUGUUUGUACGAGGAGUAUGUGCAGAGUAUGAUUUUGCUCCCCCACUUGCAGGAGUCUAUAAGAAAGGUCGUUGUUCCGCAGAAGAAGCUACUCACUAUUCUUAGUUAGUUGCUGUUAGUUCUGCUAGACCUAAAAACGUAUAUACUCGAAAAUGCUGCGCAUUCUGUGCGUUCUAUUUCUAAUAACGCAAAGUAUCAUUUGCGAAGAGGAUGUUCCGAAGGAGAAGAAAGCGAAGCAGAUCACUUACGGCGAUCCAUUCCGAGGAAUACAAUACAAUCCAUAUAUAAAUCCACAAUUUCAAUACAAUGGAUAUUAUCCAAAUUUGGCUCCGAACGAUCGAGGAUUUGCUGUGCAACCUCCGGUUGUGUUGCUAGGAGGUCACGAUCAACCCAUAUUUUUAAAUCCGAACUUGGGGCCAGGUAACUUCUUGAUACCUCAACCGCAGCCGCAUCCGCAGCCUGGAUUUGAUCCAAAUAUCUUUAGGACCAAUGGAUUCGCAGGUCAAAGACCAGUAUUCGUGUCUGGAUUCCCCAAACCGGCCUUCGUUCCACCAGUCGAAAAAGAUGCUGAGGAAAUUCCAAACAUUUUGAAAAACAAACCAAUCUACAGACCAACUACUAAGCCAGAAAAGUAUGAAUUGGAGGAAUCGGAAGAGAGUAAUCCCACCGAGAAGCCGACGAAAAAGGUGACGCUUAAGAGACCGAAGAAGCCAACCACUUCUAACCUUCGUCCAGGUCAACGGUUUUUCAUCCUAAACGGACAACAUCUAUUCGCCAAUUAUCCUUUCGUCGAUCAGUAUUCGCCAGAACAAAGAUACAGCUUGCCACCAUACUUUUAUUCCCAGCAAAAUAUUUUGCCCAAUCCAGAGAAGAUUCACGUAUUGAAACCAACGCCUGAAGAAUUGAAGCAAAACAAUUAUUUCGAAGAAUCUAAAGGCGGUCAAUUGCUAAGAGAUAUUCUGCCGUUACAGCUGCACAAUCAAGUGAUCAGCCAGCAACACUUAUUGCCCGUUGUUUUGAAGAAAGAAUCCUCGCCGGAAGAAUAUAAUUUGCACACAAGGUACUCGGAGAAGAUUGAGCAAGACGAACAGCCGUUGCCCAUAUACGAAGGAAAUGUUCAUCCUGGAAUCGCCUAUGAUUACUUCAGAUCUAAUGACGAUGAUUCCGAUUCCAUAGUAAUCGAUGCUAAAUACGAAGACGCAACAUUACCACCCGAUAAUGAAUCGGAAACUGUUGAGAGUCAAACUGAAAAACCAGCUGAAUCUAGUGUAGCCCAAGCACAGCCUGGGGCAAUCGCUUUGGCUGGAGUUGGUGGUGUUGCUUCUGCUGGUCCAAGAGGAACAGCUUUAGUAGGUGAAGGCGGUUUGGCUAUUUCGAGUCCGCAUGCCACUGCCGUCGCAGGACCAAGCAAGGACGAACCACCCAAGGACAAGAAGAAGGAAAAGGCAACAAAAAGGCAAUAA